UAUAAUAUGAAACAGACACGGUAGUACGGUUUCUUAAGAAAAAAACAUAAUAUUAAUUAGUUGCUUCAGUUUUUUUUCCUCAAAAAGAUGGAAGGAAUAUGAGCAUAAUUAGUGAUACUAGAAUUAAUUACUGUGCGCACUGCCGGUUAUUUUUCCCCUUCUUAUAUAAAUACACCCACGCUUUCCGCCGUUUCCAUUCUACCCAAACACCACGCUGGAUCGCCUCCAUUCACCGCAACACGCGUGUGUUUUUUGAUCGAUUCAAUUCCUCGCGUCGCGCGACAUGGCGCCGCCGGAGAGCAGCCACCACCAUCUCCUGGAGAGUGGCCUGCUUGAAGUCAGCAAGGCACCGUCGGCGGCGGUGGCUGCCGAGGAAGAGGAGAAGAAGGAGGCGGCGGCGUGGACACCGUCGUCGUCGUCGUCGAUGACGGGGCGGAAGAUCAAGUCUGAGGCGUCGCCGCUGCUGCGGCGGCUGCUGGGGGGCCCGGCGGCGCAGCUGCAGGAGGUGCUCCUGGGCACGAAGCUGUACCCGCUCUUCUCCGCCGUGCCGCUCGCCGUCGCCGCCGAGUCCCUCCGCCUCGGCCGGGUUUGGGUGUUUGCCUUCAGCUUGAUAGGCCUGGCACCGCUUGCAGAACGUGUGAGCUUCCUGAGCGAACAUAUUGCCAAUACUGUAGGACCAACAGCUGGUGGGAUUAUGAAUGCAACAUGUGGGAAUGUACCUGAAUUAAUCAUUGCACUGUUCGCUCUGCAUAAGAAUAAGAUGGAAAUUCUCAAGUGGUCACUGUUAGGUUCCAUCUUAUCAAAUUUGUUACUUGUUCUUGGUUCAUCACUCCUCUUUGGAGGGAUCGUUAAUAUCGGCAAGGAGCGUCCACUAGAUAAGAGACAAGCAGAUGUAAGCAUAGGCCUUCUGUUGUUGGGUGUUCUUUGUCAUAUUGCUACCCUAGUGUCUAAAUACACAAGUAGCACCGGAGAUAGCAUAAACUCAAGCUCAGUUAUGCAAUUAUCAAGAUCAUGCGCUAUAGUAAUGCUAAUUGCUUACUUUGGAAGCCUCAUGUUCCAGUUGAAAACUCAUCGUCAAAUAUUUGAGCUUGAAGAGGACAGUUCAGAUAGCAGUAGCAGUGAAGAUGAUGCUACAGACAAAUCAGUUAUAGGAUUUGCCAGUGCAAUGGUCUGGUUGAUAGGGAUGGCCGUAGUCACUGCUAUGUUGUCUAGUUAUGUUGUUACUACAAUAGAGGAAGCAUCAGAAUCAAUGGGUAUCCCUGUCAGGUUCAUUAGUAUUAUCCUACUACCUAUUGUUGGAAAUGCAGCAGAGCAUGCAGGCGCUAUCAUAUUUGCCUUCAAGAACAAAAUCGAUAUCAGUCUGGGAAUUACUCUUGGAUCAGCAACUCAAAUAUCGAUGCUUGUGGUACCAGUCAUUCUAAUUGUGUCCUGGGUGAAUGCCAUCCCUAUGGAUCUUGACUUCAACCUUCUUGAGACUGGAUCAUUGGCAAUGGCAGUAAUCACCACCGCAUUUACACUUCAGGAUGACAAAUGGCAUUACUUGAAGGGUUUGAAUCUAGUAUUUUCCUAUAUCGUCAUAGCGGUGUGCUUUUUCGUCAUGAAAGCUCUCCCAACGCUAAAAAAGGAAGAUGACUAAAUGUGUUGUUUUGAACCGAAUCAAGAGACCGAUGAGACGAUGCAUGCAUGUGAGUUGAAGACUGUAGCUAGAUCGGUGAGCUCCUGAUCAAGCUGUUCAUCAUCAUGACGGGUUCAGCUAAUUAAUCAGCAACAACAGCAGUGAAUAUAUGGUAGGUUCAUCUGAAGCGACGGGAACAAGAUUACUGAUAGAUGUUUUGAUUGCUUUGGUGUUUUCAGGUGAUUAGUGUAGAUUUGGGAAAUGAUCUUGAGGUAUUCGUAGGAUGGUGUUUUUAGUGUAAACCAUUUAUUGGGUCAAUGCGUUAUCUUCUUUAUUAACGAAAGGAGGCAGAGCUUCUGCCUUUAUUUUAACAAACAAGAUCACAGUAGCCUUGGUUCUUUUGCCUAUCCUAGUGUGGUCGAGCGACAGUCUGACUUGAGGAAAACAACUUUUUCUUCAGCACUUAUUUUAGUUUCA
This is a messenger RNA of Oryza sativa Japonica Group (Japanese rice), 2092 nucleotides long. The record is from RefSeq and is a predicted model, not a curated record. NCBI's taxonomy places the organism in Eukaryota, Viridiplantae, Streptophyta, Magnoliopsida, Poales, Poaceae.